Messenger RNA from Sclerotinia sclerotiorum 1980 UF-70, 675 nucleotides. RefSeq lists its product with no specific name. The transcript has 5 exons. The coding region runs from base 1 to 675 and encodes 224 amino acids. The record is from RefSeq and is a predicted model, not a curated record. NCBI's taxonomy places the organism in Eukaryota, Fungi, Ascomycota, Leotiomycetes, Helotiales, Sclerotiniaceae.
AUGAGUCGAAAAGUCAUUGAGGAGGGAGAAGCAGAUUGUAUGAGUGAGCAGGCAGAUGUUAAUUUUGUGAGUAGCGAGGAAUUGCCUGAAAACAGGAAGAACAAUGAGCAUGAAGAUGAAAAUUUGACAGGGUUGAAGUAUUUGGUGCAAAAAGGAAAAUUCCGUCCUCAAACAUAUCUUUGGACUUCGAAAACAAAUCAAGGAUGGCAGUUUCAAAGAGAUUUCAUUCGCAGGUCUUUGGCAUUUGUUCAGUCACGGCGAUCUAAUGGUUACCAAUCCCAUAUCGAGUCUUCCAUGCUGAAUGUGGAAGCAGUAAGGAAUUUGGAAGUGGAAUUCAUGAUGAGCGAAGUAGAUUUGAAGGAUCCUGUGCUGCUGGGAGGAGACGAGACAAUUUUGCCCGACGGACAGAAAACCACAGGCAAAUUUCUCAAGGUGGAAGCAUUCGUGUCUCACAUCAAUAGACCAUUGUACGCCAUCACUGGCACAGACUUUGCAUACUGCCAUCAUUUAUCUGUGAACUUCCCUGAUUCUGUACUUUCUACCUUGUUCUUGUAUGUAGGAUUUCCAAUAGCAUCAAGUGGUAUGAAUGCAUGCACCUUCAUUACCCGCAUCCGAGUCAUUGUGGGAUCGGGUCUGGCUGGAAAAGCAGGCACAACCUCGGCAGUUUUCCAAUAG